AUGCAGCCACUUACUCUCUUGGUCUUGCUUUUUGCUAGCACAUCUUUCGCAGCAACCACUACCACCACUUCAGCAGCAAAGGCCGCUUCGCCAGUAAAGAUUGCUACACCCAAAGUCCUCAAACCUGCAACUCCACCUACCGCAAAUGAUGUAAAAAACUCACUUGACAACUGGGCCACAUCUGUCAAUACUGUCAAUGAAUAUCUCGACGAUCCCAACAACUCCACGAAACUCAAGACCGCCAUCGCUUUCGCCAAAGAUGAACCCGUCCAACUCGCCACCCUGAUGAAAACUCCCAACCUCUCUCCAGACGGUAUCAAAUCCGCCAAAGUUCUCAUGGCCAAUUUUCCCUCCAUCGUCUCCAAUCUGCAAAAUGUGUAUACAGGAGUCAUGACCACGCAAGAUGCCACCAUGGCUGUAAAUUUCAAUCGAUGCUGCACCGUGCUCCCAAACAUCGGGAGUCUGUGGGCUGCAGCCACAAAUGCGAGUAAGGUGCAAGAGAGCCCGCCUCCAAAUCUGGAAGCGCAAUGUGGAAUGAUGAAUUGUAAUGCGGGAGUUAGUGGAGCGCAGACUCAGGCGAUGUCAAAUGUGACGGGGUCGGCAAUGGCGUCGGGUCUUGCUCGGGUGAGAUGA
This is a messenger RNA of Botrytis deweyae, 633 nucleotides long. RefSeq lists its product as uncharacterized. The coding region runs from base 1 to 633 and encodes 210 amino acids. The record is from RefSeq and is a predicted model, not a curated record. The transcript is spliced from 2 exons. NCBI's taxonomy places the organism in Eukaryota, Fungi, Ascomycota, Leotiomycetes, Helotiales, Sclerotiniaceae.